AUGGCCACCGGCCUACUCGUCAUGCUUGCGACCUCGUUCCUGAUCCCUGUCGCUGCUGACCAGGAGUGUGAUUGGACUGGGCCUCGCGUGGAUUGUGGCUAUGUGGGCAUUACUGAGGGGGAAUGCAGGAACAAGGGCUGCUGCUGGAAUCCUGCCGACUUCCAGGAUUUCCCUUAUGUGGAUGUGCCCUGGUGCUUCACCCAAAACGCCCACCCAGCGGAAUAUGAGGCUGCCAAGAUCCAGGAGGACAAUGGCGGCGGCUCCUACGCUGAGCUGGCGCUCGUCAAGUCGGUGCAGCCAGAGCUGGGCCCAGACGUUACCAAACUCUCCGCCAGCGUCCGGCGCGUCGGCUGCGACACACUACGCCUGACCCUCCGCGACGCUGACGAGGCGCGCUGGGAGGUUCCCACCCACCUCUUCAAGUCUGACAUCCUCGCAGGGUCCGGCCCCAGCAUGAAUGGAGCCUGCGGAGGGUCAGCCACUACCCUGGAAUACAACCUCCUGCCGCACCCCUUCUCCCUGACCGUCACCCGAUCCGGGGACGGCGCCUCCCUGUUCAACUCCACGGGCCAGCGCCUGGUGUUCAAGGACCAGUACCUGGAGCUCUCCACCGUCCUGUCGCCCGGCGCCACGCUGUUUGGCGCGGGGGAGCGGGUGUCGCGCUCCCUGCACCUCGCCCGGAACGGGGCCCCGCGACCGCUGUGGAACCGCGACAUCGGGCCCGCGCUGGAGGAGCAGAACAGCUACGGCAGCCACCCCUGGGUCCUGGGCCUGGAGCCAGGCACGGCGCGAGGGGGGUUUGUAUUUGGAGGGCCCACGCCCCUGGCCGUGAUGGAGCAGUUCACGGCGGUCAUCGGCCGGCCGGCCCUGGUGCCCUACUGGACGCUGGGCUGGCACCAGUGCAAGUAUGGCUACGCGUCGGUGUGGGAGGUAAGGGAGGUCGUGGCCAACUACUCAGCCGCAGGACUGCCCCUGGAGGCGCAGUGGAUCGACAUCGACCAGAUGGACCACUGGAUGGAUUUCACCUUUGACCCGGUGGACUUCCCCGUGGAGGAGAUGCAGGCCCUGGUGGAGGAUCUGCACGCCAAUGGUCAGAAGUUUGUGCCAAUUCUGGAUCCUGGCAUCAAGGUCGAGCCAGGGUACCAUGCCUACGAUGAGGCCCUGAAGCGAGACCUGUUUGUGAGAAAUGUAGAGGGCGACCCCUACCUGGGCUGGGUGUGGCCUGGCCCUUGCCACUUCCUGGAUUACCUCCUCCCCAGGACUGCAGCGUACUGGGAGGAGGAGCUGGCAGCACACCACAACAUUCUCCCCUGGGAUGGGAUCUGGAUCGACAUGAACGAGAUCUCCAACUUCUGCACUGGCGACCUCUGCCGCUUGAAGCCUGAGACUGAGAGCGAGGUCAUGUCGGUGCUCAACAGCCACCACGACGGCAGCAGCGAGUACAACGCCCACCAGCUCUACAGCCUGGCGCAGACGCGCGUCACCGCGGCGGCGGUGGAGUCCUCCUACCUGGGGGUGGGGGCUUACGCCGCACACUGGACAGGCGACAACGUCGCCACCUGGGACCAGCUGGCAAAGUCCAUCGCCGGUGUCCUCAACAUCGGCCUGGUUGGCAUCGCCAUGGGGGGCGCCGACAUCUGCGGCUUCCAGGGGAACACCACCAGCGAGCUCUGUGCCCGUUGGGUAUCGCUGGGCGCCUUCUACCCCUUUGCGAGGAGCCACUCAGACCUGCACUCCACCCGCCAGGAGCUGUAUCUGUGGCCCGAGGUGGCGGAGGCGGGGCGCCAGGCGCUGAGUCAGCGGUACCGCCUGCUGCCGUACCUGUACAGCACGAUGCGCGCCGCGCACGACACCGGCGCGCCGGCGAUGCGCCCACUGUGGAUGACCUUCCCCGAGGACGUGGCCGGCCACCGCAACGACCGCCAGUUCAUGUUUGGGGACGCGCUGCUCGUGACCCCGGUGCUGACCCAGGGCGCGCGCAGCGUGGAGGGCCACUUCCCACCCGGCACCUGGUACAGCCUGUGGAACGCCAGCGACGUCGUGCAUGCGAGGGCGAACGGCACCGACGUGACCCUGGACGCCCCGCUGGAGCGCAUUCCCUACCACGUGCGCGGGGGGCGCAUCAUCGGCACGGCGGAGCCCCGCCGCACCACCCGCGACACCAAGGCCGGGGCCCUCACCCUCCUCGUCGCGCUCCCUGGGGAGGGCUCUGGCGCUGAGCGGAGCGCUCACGGCGUGGUGUACAACGACGACGGAGAGAGCGCCCGCGCCUCGCCAUGCAGCUUCCUCCACGCCAACGUCACCGUGCGUCGGGAUGGCCAAGGAUCGCUGUCCGGUACUCUGAAGAUAGCUUUUGGAUCGUCUUGGGCCUGGCCGGGCGGUGCCCGGUACCCCGACGACGCCCUCGGCGGGGCCGAGUCUGUGGCCGCGGAUGGCGACCCUCCCAUCCCAUGGCCGUCCCUGGCUGGACUCAGGAUCCUGGGCUGGGAGGGAGGAGCUCCCGAAGCGUGGCAUGUACCUGCCAUUCGCUUCAUCGACCUCCAUAUCUACCUCUUUGUUCGCAGUAUUGAUUCGGAGGGGUCUAUGGACUCCUGCCAAGACCUGUUCGCCUCGAAACGCCUUCGCCGGUCCGGCGGCAUCCUCACCCAGACCGACCACGAUGGCUUCGAGCAGGACGAGGGUUCCCCGAGGGUCUUCUCUGCCACCUCCUCCCAAUCCUCGCUUGGCGCCUACAUGGGCUGUGAGAGCACAGGGGAUGCCAGCGGAUCGACCCCCUACUCGGAGCAGUAUGACGAGGACAGGGCGGGGCCGCAGCUCCUGGCUCUGGUGCGACGGGGUGAGUACUCACCUUCAGAGGUGACCCCCGAGCUGCUCAUGACGAUGCUCUGGAUCAUGGACUCAUGGCACUCACAGUACAAGUCGCGCGCCGACGUCUGCCUGCAAAUCUACCUGGCCCUGCAUCCCGCACCACAGCCCAUGUUCCACUACUUCAAGGCCCACAUGCUGGCCAUGCAGCCUGGGAUUCUGCAAAGCUGCGGCUGGAAUGCACGGGUGGACAGCGAGCUGCCUGCCUGCGACGAUUUGCUGGCACAGCACCCGGUGCAUGCCGCCAUCCUUAACUUUGUACAGGAUGAGGUUGUCAGGCGCUGCAGCGGCAUGUGCGUUGCGCAAAACCACGAUCAGAUACAGCAGGCGCGGUUUGUUGCCGCCCUGCCCAUGGCCUUUGACAAGGUUGUUUCUGUGUUUUGA
Messenger RNA from Auxenochlorella protothecoides, 3249 nucleotides. RefSeq names its product putative alpha-glucosidase. Gene Ontology annotation, molecular function: hydrolase activity, hydrolyzing O-glycosyl compounds; carbohydrate binding. Lineage: Eukaryota; Viridiplantae; Chlorophyta; Trebouxiophyceae; Chlorellales; Chlorellaceae. The record is from RefSeq and is a predicted model, not a curated record. The coding region runs from base 1 to 3249 and encodes 1082 amino acids. Gene Ontology annotation, biological process: carbohydrate metabolic process. The transcript is spliced from 23 exons.